Messenger RNA from Plasmodium cynomolgi strain B, 379 nucleotides. Its product is annotated as CYIR protein. The annotation marks the transcript as partial. The record is from RefSeq and is a predicted model, not a curated record. The transcript has 2 exons. Lineage: Eukaryota; Apicomplexa; Aconoidasida; Haemosporida; Plasmodiidae.
UGGUAAAGAUAAUAAAUUUUGUAAACAACUAAAAAAAUUUAAAACAAAAUAUGUAGAACUUUAUAAUACAUUAUAUGGGAAAUCUAUUGAAUGUUUGAAUAAUUUUAAAAGAUUUUCUCAAUGCGAAAAAACUAAUACUAUGACAACAGCACUUAUAGGAACAACGGUUGGAUUAAUUCCCUUAUUGGGGGGACUAUAUAAGGUUAAAGAAAUUAAGUUUAACCCAUUUAGACAAUUGAUUAAUUCUAAAAAAGGAAAAUUAACUCAUGAUUACAGAAAUAAUGAUGACUAUAUAAGAAAUAUAAUAUUAAUGGAUCAGGAAAGUGAGAAUAUAAGUUUUAAGCAAGGAACGUACAAUAUUAAAUAUCAUUCUGUAUGA